GAACAUUUAGAGUGCAUAUGAACAUAUAUUUACGACAGGUCGCCUCCGAGGGGAUAAAUCACCAUGUCGAACAUUGCAUUUUUGUUCCUGCCUCUCGCGUUCUCUUCUCUUCCCGCUGUCCUACCUUUCGUGUCUCCCUCCUCUCAAGUUGAUGAGAGUGCGAGCCACAGAGAUUGAGAAAAAAAGCAAGGCAUGACAUCCUUUGGGCUGUCGCCCUCAGAACCCAUAGGUCUUCUCCGCGUUUCGAGUGUUCGACGGGUUGGGCUCCUGGUGAAGGAGGACGAGGAUGGGUGGACCGCCCCUUCUGCUGGCGGCCAACGCCUACGAAGAAGUCACAAUUACAUUGUUUGCUGUCAUGGUUGCCACGUUUCAGAUGAUGUAUCCCAGAAAGGGGUUGAGUAUCCCAGAACUGUUCUGAGUCCCAGUGAGUGGAGUAGUUGGGCAUACCCUCAAAGUUUCACACCUCAACAUGGCACUGCUGAAUAAUGUUUGCGAAUGUCGUUGAACUAGACACCACUGCCCUUUGAAGCCCUAGGAGCCAGCGCAAACAGGACGUCGCGCUUUUCCGUCGCGCUGGCCGCGCCGCGCACAUGCUUGAAGGCACCACCCCCUUGGGAGAGAGUUCUUGGAUAGAGUUCUCAAACAAACGAAUGUCCGCACGCAGAGCCCUGGAGUUCGACUAAGAGCUUUCAUAGCAUACGGUCCAAGAUCACAGCUGCCACUAUACCGUCACCUCUUAGGAUGCAGGUGGAGGACGCAUCAUGGCAAGGUAUUGGGGUAAAUACACGGUCUAUGCAGCCGCUUAGCUUCUAAAAGCCUUCCUGGGGCAUGGCGGCAUGGCUGUGGGGUGCAUGAAGCUGGCGCAAGUUUGGUGCCUUCAUGUGCCUUCCAAGAGUCCGGAUACUCCGACGUGCUGCUUCGUCAAUGCAACCUUUUUUGGGCUGCGUGGUGCCAAAAUCACAGGCGUCCCAGCCUCGCCAGCAGGGGCCUUUUUCUAGACACCCUAGGCCCACGUUUCAUUCAAAGACCUGAAUCCCAAGCCUGCACUGUGGUUUUUUCUGUUGUUCCACCAAGGUUUCCGACAGCGAAGCCAGGUCAGCUGGACUCUUCGAAUGGUCGAACGGAAACCGGGGUGCCGUGAGGUGAUCUACCGCUGCGUGAUCAAGAGACUUUGGCAGAGGAGCUUGCACUCACAGGCUGCCAAGACCAAGCCUUCUCGCUGCAUCCGCAGAAGCCGAAAGGUCCAGCUAUUUUGGUCUACUAUGGACCUGCGCUGAUGCAAAAGGCUGGGGCAGCGGACCCCUACAAUACCAUGCGGAUCCUGGCGGAGAUCUACCGCACGGCGCGGCAGCACUGGCCGAUCACCGAGGGCUUGGCCUGCGCCGGGAUGACCACCAUCCUUCGCAUUGAUGCUCUGAAGGAGCUCACGGCCCAAGAGAUUUUUGAGAACCAGUCGCAGGGCAGAUUGCAGUAUGUGAUCGUCCGAAAUGGCGGAAAAGAUGGACAGGUGAAGUCCUAUCCGCCUGCGUCUGGCAAGCCCCAGGAGCUGGAGGGCAGCGUUCCCCUGGAGAUCGAGGGGCUCAAGGAAGCGGUUUGGAGACAUUCGCCCUACUCCUGGGGCUCCAUCCCGGGCUCCUUCUACAAGGCGGCCUCGAUGAAGACCAAGUCCUUGCCGGGGUACGCGACGGCCUUCUCCAAGCCCUUCAUGGCUUUCGUGAAGUGAGGUUGCUGCUGCUUUGAGUGACGUCGAAGGAGUGGCACCGGAGCCAUGAGAGCGCAAGCGAAGUAUAAUGGUAUACGAC
Molecule: messenger RNA, 1802 nt
Organism: Durusdinium trenchii
Lineage: Eukaryota; Dinophyceae; Suessiales; Symbiodiniaceae
Source: the annotation of a GenBank genome assembly